This is a messenger RNA of Podarcis lilfordi (Lilford's wall lizard), 13468 nucleotides long. The record is from the annotation of a GenBank genome assembly. NCBI's taxonomy places the organism in Eukaryota, Metazoa, Chordata, Lepidosauria, Squamata, Lacertidae.
AUGUGUUCCAACGGAAGGCAACAAGAACAGGGGGCGGGGUGUGCGUUUAUAAAUGUUUCCGCCCUCCCUCGGUGUUUGCUUUGGCUGUUGUCGGUGGCAGUAGAACUCCAUUUCCCAGAAUCCCGCGCGGCGGUCAGAAGCGGAAGCUCACGUGCUGUGUUUGCUUGUCCUCCGAGAGACGCGACGCGGGUACGGGGAAGAGAAACGGGGUUCCGGGUGGGUUCCCAAGCAGGUAGGGAACGGGCGGGCGCUCGGUUGUUGCCUGGUUGUUGUUGUUGCUGCUGCUGUUGUGGGGCUUGCGGGGGGUGGGGAUUCACCUUCGUUUCCUCACCCCCUCCCUGCUACGAGGCCUUGGCUGUGGCUGCCGAGAGGAAAGGGAGCAGUGAGUUCCCUUCAGGGUAGAAACGCCCCCACCCCAGCUGUCGCCAUGACAACGCCCCCUCAAGGAAGGGUCGGUCUGCCCCCUCCCUUUGUGUGUGUGUUGAGGGGCGCUUGCACCCCCUGCCCUCUCUCUAUGGGAAUAAAGGGAGGGAGUCAUUGCUUCCACUGUAGCUUGAGAUUGGGAUAUAAUUCACUGGUUUUUUCUGUGUGUGUGUGUGUGUGUGUGUGUGUUUAAACAUAUUUAUAUUUUAUUGUGGAAAUUACAGUAAGAAAGACAACAGCAAUAGCACACUUGAAAUUAUGAUGUAAUACGAUAUAUGGGUAUAUAAGGUAGUACCAUUAUCCCAGCAAAUGUAAAAUUAUUAACAAGUCGUUAUAAUUUUGUAAAUGCAUUCCAAAUUGUCGUUCUAUUUAUCCACACAGAAUCUUAUCUAAAAGGAACCCGUUCGUAUGUUGCAAGAGUUGUCAUAUCUUCUGUCCAUUGAUCAAAGGGCGUGUAGGAAAUCUAGGGUGAGGAUACCAGGCUGCUUAACCCACAUAAUCCCCAACCCCCACGAAUCCUUGGGACUGUAAGUUAUGCCUCAGGGAGCUAUGGUUCCCAGCAUCCUUAACACACUACAGUUGCUAUCCUAGGAUUUUUUUUGGAGAAGGGAGUAAUAUGCUUUAAAUAUACAGUGUGUGCACAGCCUAAAAUAAAAAAGGAAGUGCUUUUUGUCUUAUUAAGUGCUGGCUGCUAGUUGCAAUGCAAUAGUUAGUGGAAGUGUGUUCAGCUAAAGGUGGAGUGAGUUUUAUGAAAGCGAAUGUUAUUUGUUGUUACAACAGUAUGAUGAACAGAGGCAGUGAAGUGUUUCGUGUGUCUUGACAUUGUGACAGAAGCCUCCUGGAUCAUCAUCCAUCAGAUAAUGAUUGUUAUCAUGACUGCUGGGGUUUUUAGUUGAUGUUGAUUGAAUUUUUUUAUUAUUAUUGUGAUUUGCAUUAUAUGCAAAGUUGUGUGUUUGUUAUUAAUGCCAAGCUGCUUUGGAAAGGCAAUAGUCACAAAAGGCAGCUUAGAAAUAUCUGAAAUAGUAAAGUGGGUUAUGGACUGUGAAAGCAUAUACAAUAAUAAAUGCAUUGAUCUCUAUAGUGUCACAGAGUAACUGUUUUCGUUGUUAUUGUUUUUUGUAUGAGACUAAUACAGGUACACUUCUGGAAAUUAUUAUAAUGAUAAGCAGAAAGAAAUGCUUCUCAUCUCACAUCCCUCACUUUUGAGGCAAGUUUAGAUAGGGCCCUUCUCAAUGCACAUCUUAUUUGACAGAGCAUAAAAGGAUAGGCCCCUGCAGUGACAAAAUUAAAAUUUCUCAAAAAGGAAAGAUAGGGAGAAAGAAGACAGCAUAGAAUCUUGGAGGAAGAUGGAGGCAGUGGUAAAAAUGAUCAUACUAUGUUUUCAGGAAAUUUAUUCAUAAUUUUCAAGUGUCUUACAAACCAGCAAGUUUUUUUUCUUUCUUGGUAAACAUGGCACCUCUUAUGAAGUAAAAAAAGACAAGUUCUUGUUUCAAGCAGUUUACAAUUUACAUUUUGCACAGUAAAUGAAUAUAGGAAAAGAAGUGAGAUUGAGUUGAGGGUAAAUAGGAAGAAUGAGUGUUCAGUCUAGUUAUAUCAACUUAAGCUUAGUUUUAGUGGUGGGGUUCAACUGAAGCUUUCGUUGAAAAGAUUUUGAGGAAGGAUUUAGAAAUAUUCUGAGGCAACAUCACCGAAACAAGCACUUCCUUAAUAAUUUAUCUGGAUCCCAGAUAGGUAGUAACUGCUUAUUUGUGCUGAACAAUGCAUUCAGGAGCCUGAAUUAUUGCUAGUGGAAGUAUCAGCUACCAAAUUUCUGACAGUCACAAAUCUGUUAAUUUUUAAAUUAUAUCUCACCUUUUCUCCAAUGAACUCAAGGUGGUAUAUGUGGCCUUUAUCCCUGCUGUUAUAUAAACAAAAAACCACUAUGUGAUAGGUUUGCCUGUGAGAGAAUGACUAGUCCAAAGUCAUUCUGUGAGCUUCAUGUCUGAGUAGAAUUUGAAUCUGGGUACAGCCCCCAGUCCUAGUCCAGUCAUUGCACCUGCCAGGGAAAUAGGGAAAUGUGGAGAAGUUGAUAACAAUUAGGUGUGAUGUGUGACUGACAUUCAAAGUGGGCAAUUCCAGCUGAACUUCCAAGGCAAAGUCUGAAGAUUCUGAGCAGCAGAAAAACUGACACUUCUCUACAUUUCUGCUUUGAGACUUGUCAGUGUCCACUUUUCUGUGAAACUUCUCUUUGCAGAUAUGUGAAGCGCAGACUGUAAUUGCAGAAUGGGGUGGGUGGUGGAAAUAUGUAGCUUAUUUUCAGUAUUGUCAUGGGUACUUUCCCAUAGAUGUCUGACUUGCACAACCAUGCAGCGCAUCAAAUUACAAUGGCCUCUGCUAAGCAGACAGAAAGAAUUGCAUUUUCUCAGCAACAGUAUAUUGCAGUCUGCUUAAAUAAUCAUGCAACAUCCUCCAAACUGAAAAACUUAAUUGAAAAGGUAACAUCUGCAAGCAAUGAGUGGGGACUUUCAGUUGUGCUGAGUAAGGGAAAAGGACUGGAAGGAACUUUGGACUUUAAUAUGGGUCUAGAACACAAACAAAAGAAAACAAGUGAUGUUGGCCGGGCAAAGAGAAGGCAUUUAAACUGUUGGGGGAAGCAUGCAAGAAAGACCCUUCUUGGCUGGAUCAAGUUGAGCAACAGCUGCUGCCUUUAGCAAGAUAGGGAGCUAGGAAGUGGUUGGGAGAUACCACAUUAAACUGUCUUAUAUUUGUGCGGUUUUGUGCAAGAAUCAGGGUUGAAUAAAACCUGGGACUUUUCGAACCUUUUCAACACAAGGUCAACAGCAUGGGAAAUGGAUAGUAAUAAAAAAGGCAAAGCUUACACUGAGCAAGUGUGGCUUUUGCCUGUUACAUCUAGGAGGUGAGGAGGUGAGGAGGGUCUUCUAGAUCAGAUUGUGUGCCUUUUCGCCAUGCCCGGGACUUCUGAGCAUUCUUGAAUACCAGAGCUCCUCUCCUUAAAGCUUUGGUAGAGGGCAAAAAUUAAUACAUCACUUAAAGAGUAGUGAAGGCAGUUUGAGUGUUUCUUUGCUGUAUUCAAAAAUGCUUGCUUUUUCUGUCCUGGAGGCAACCUCUGAAAGCAGCUCUGCAGAUUUCCAGCAUGGCUUCUAGUUGGCAUCUCAUUCCACCUGGAGCAAUCUGUAUUAUUAUUGUUUUUAAACUGUACAGUUAAUUAAGACUGACAAGACUUAACAAUAACAAGGUUAGCUUACUCACCAAUCCAGCAUUUAACUUGUUGUUCUGUAUACAUUUAUUGCAUUAGUUGCAAAGGUACAUUCACUUUGAAGGUGAAGUGCUCCUGUCCAACACUCAAAAAUAUGAGAAAAAUAAGAAAUUCUUCUAACAGUGUUCUGAAGAAUAGGAUGAUGGUAUGAAUUUGGAAACAACAUGCUUGAGGAGAACAGUUAAAGUAGACAGUUUAGUCUCACCAGUUUGAAGAUGAGCGAGAGGAAAAUGUAUGCUGAAUACCCACAGAGUGUGGAACGUGAGUGUAGGUGGCACAGAGAAAUGUCCAUGGUUUUAAGGAUGGAUGUAAUGUGAUCUGUAGUUGCAAACUAAGUUAGGUUGGUCCUGGUACAGAGGUACUCAGUGGCUCUCCUCCUCUUCCCCCCUUCUUAAAGGAACUGAAUUCCAAUGGAAACAAAUAAUGGGAAUCUCUGAGCAGCGCUGGAAUGUCACUUUAGGUUUGCUCUAGCUUUCAGUGGUUGGAGUUGCAAAACCUUUGGAAAGAGGAAUGCUGUGAUUGUUCCAUGUGGAAAUUUUAAUGUAUGCAGUAUCUAUAGGAAACUGAAAUUUAUUCACUAUCUAGGGACCCACAGUUCACUGCUCCUAUGACUGCGUCUUUGUUUGAGUUUUCCUUUCUGUGCCAGAUGUUUGGUUCCAUAAGCAUCUUGAGGUGGUCAGGUGGCUAGUUGGAUUGAAUCAUGUGCUCCUUUGCUUACCAACACACACACACACACACACACACACACACACACAAAAUCACUGGAGAUGACCUGGUGUUUUGUUCAUGCCAUGGGGAGACUGAGAACUGUUGUUUAAGCUGGAAUAGCACUGCUUCAUAUUUGCCACUGGUAGGCAUGUAAUUGACAUUAGUUGCAGGCUAUAAAUUCCUUUGUAGGCCAGUUGAAGUGUCACAUAUAUCCACAUUUUUCAUAGGGAGCGUUAGAGUCAAUACUUUGUGGACAACAGCCAGUAUUAAUUUAAUCCUUAAAAAGUAGACUUUGUGGGGAAGUUGCUAGGUCAACAAAUAUGAGUUUGAGCAGAUUAAGGCAUAACAUGUAAAUUUGUGUCCUCCUGACUAGUGAAUAUGUACGAUUAAGUGGUAUUUACUGUACACUGAGUUGGACCUUGCACUUGCCUGUAAAUAUACAUAAUUGAGCACCUGUACCCUGAAAGUUGCAGAAAAAUUCUCUACAUGUCUCAAGGAUGAACAAUACUGAGCUAGAUGGACAGACCCCUUUCUUGUUUACCUCUCCCAGGCAGGAGUUCUUGGUGUGUGUAGAGGAACCUACUAAUAACCCACUACUGUGUGAAACAUGGCCUCCACAUAGCACCAGUAACAUGUGAACAAACCUCUUAAAAGACCUGGAGAGGACUUUGUUUAGUUAUACAACCUGCAAUGGAAUGACAAUAUGUGACUCUCAUUUAAGGCAAUAUGCCAUAUGCAUUUAUGAUACUCAAAACAAUUCUAAAAAGGGCAGUAUGCCAAUCACUUUCAGAUUCCCUCAAAUACUUAGACGAGUUCUUGCAGAGAACUCAGAAAGUCCUUAGUCACUCCACUUGGAUUGCCACAUAGGCAAGGAUUAUCAAAUAGAAUGAUACUCUGUGGGGUGUUGCUUUUUGUUUCCUUUCAUUUUACUUGAAUGGUGCCUAGCGCCAGCUCUCUUCAAUAGAGGUGUCUGCAGGUCUGAGCAUCUUCUUCCCCCUCCUUCCACCUGCAGCAACAAUGAUGUUCUCAUUUUGGUCCCCCAUUCCUUGUGUCCUGCAAGAACUAUUAAUUUCAGAAUGCAAAGCUCUUAGGAGUGAAUGCAAGUGAUGCAGACUUUGGGUGAGGGGGAAGGGGCGGGGAAAUAAUUGUUGCAAGCAGCUCUUGUGAUGUUGCUUAUCUAAAAUGUGGAUUUCUGCCGAUGAUAGUUAAAACUGGCUGUGGUUUGCAAGAUAUCUGAAAAGUGCAGAACCACCAAUGCUCUGUUGCUGUGUGUUUCUUUUGCUCUUGGCUGCACACUUAAGAAGAUGGGGCAGCGGCUGAGGUGUGUGUGUGCUUUGCUCUGAUAGGCAAAAGUUUUCUUAUGCAUUUUUUUUCUUUCUUUUUAGCCAGCCUACAGCCAUGGCUAUCCUGUUUGCAGUUGUAGCCAGGGGCUCCACGAUCCUGGCCAAACACGCUUGGUGUGGAGGAAACUUCCUGGAAGUGACGGAGCAGAUCCUGGCCAAAAUACCCUCUGAGAACAACAAACUUACCUACUCCCAUGGAAAGUGAGUCCUACUCUGCGGAGAAAGGAAGUGGCAGGGUGGGAGAAAUGGAUCUGUUGCAGAUGAGGAAAUAAAGCGGGAUGGGAUGGUGGUGGUUGCUCAUGAAAAGGUUGGUGUGAUAGUCCCAGGUGAUAUGCAGCUGAUCUAGGAAUGCUUCCCAGAUCCAUUCUGUUAUGUUCUCCAACUAGAGCAGUGGUUAGGGGUAGGCCUCCCUUGAUCAGUAUAUGACCAUGUGUUUAUCUAGCAGCACUGGAACAAAUCACCUAAAGAGGAGACUCCUUUCAUGAACUACUGUUCUCAGUUCUGUCUCCUGGAGUUUUGAAUCUGCUUACUUUUUGUAAACACAAAUGUUAUUUAAUCAAAUCGAAUUGAUGCUAUCAAUAUCUCAAGGACCACCGCUCUCCAUAUGAACCUACCUGCACCUUGAGAUCAUCCUCUGAGGCCCUUUUUCAUGUGCCUCCUCCAUGAGACGUCCAGAGGAUGGCAGCACGAGAAGGGACCUUUUCUGCAGUAGCUCCAUGUUUGUGGAAUACUCUUCCCAGAGAGAUUUGACUGAUGCCUCUGUAAUAAAUGUUUAGGCGCCAGGCAGAAAUGUUCCCUUUAGCCAGGCCUUUGGCUAAGUAUCAUCCAAUACCAUUUUAGUUGUGUUGUGGGAGGAGGGCUUGCUUAAAAAAAAAUUGUUCUUGUUUUUAAUGUGCAUUUUGUGUUCUUUUAUAUUAUAAUUUUAUGUUGUGAACCACCUUGAAAUCUACAGAUGAAAAGUGGCCUUCUACUACUAUUACUAUUAUUACUACUACUACUACUACUACUACUACUACAUUAUUGCAGGGGUGGGGAAUAUCAGGCCUGGGGGCCAAAUAUAGCCCUAAGGGCUGUUCCCAGGCCAUGCCUCUCACAAGCCCUGCUUCACACUCUUCUUGAGAGUUUUUGCCUGGCUGGAACAGGUCCUUCAAUUCUGAUAAUAUCUCUUGCCUACCUGAAUGGAGGAGGGAGAGUAGUGUGUGUAGAAACCUACUGUAUAAAUGUAAAAUUUACAUAUAUUGCUCCCCACAUGUUUGCCUCUGGCUGCACGCACCAAUAGCAUGCAAUCCUGGAAGGUGGCUUGGGAGAAAAUAUGGCCCUUAGGCAGAAAACAGUUUCCGGGCACAAAUAAAAGUGUUGGUGCUGACCUUUAAAGCCCUCUCCACCCUCAUCAUUCAGCCUCUGCACUAAGGUCCUUCUCCGAGGGUCUUCUGGUGCUUCCCUCACCGUGAGAAGUAAACUUACAGGAAACCAAGCAGAGAGCAAACUCGGCAGUGGCGCCCUCCCAUCAGAUGUCAAGGAGAUAAAGAACUGCACAACUUUAGGCAGCCCUGUAUAGGGAAGUUUUUUAAUGUUUAAUGCUUUAUUGUGGUUUUAAUUUUUGUUGGGAGCUGCCUAGAGUCAGUCAGAUGGGCAACUUAUUAUUAUUAUUAUUAUUAUUAAUUCCCACCCCUGCAUUAUUGUAGAAGAGUUUGUAUUCAUGUGAUUUAAUUCAAACGCAUGAGGGAAGUUGCACUAUCCACAGUUCUUACAGAGAACUAUAAAUGGUUGGGCUUCUCAUUCUGUUGAAGUCUUCUCAUGAUCUCCUAGCUUCCCAACUACCAGUUUACUGAUUGAGUCCAGGGAAUGCUUUGGGGUAAAACAACACUGUUCCAUGAUUGAUGCCAAGUAGGUGUGCCCCACCUCAGGAUGGGAGUUCUAACUUCUGUGUGAAAUGAAAAUGUGCUAGCAAUAGCUUUGCCUGCUUGGAUCCAUGUUGGAAAGGUGGCUAUGUUUGAUGUUUCUGCUUUGUGUUUUGUGCUAUUCAGUAAUGGCUUUUGCACCAUGUGAAUAUAGCUUUGUUUUCAGGUAAUUUUGUUGUCAAGUUUUCUCCAUGUUUUGAGGAAUUGGUUGGCUGUCUUGUCUUUGAGACAUUGAAUUAAUGGGGUCUGGUUGCCAGCAGAAGAAAAUUUUUAAUGUACAGAUUUAGUGCAAACUUAGACCUGUGUGCUUGAAAUGCCAUUGAGUGUAUGGCAACAUAUGGCCUAGUAGCUGUUAUGUCAAAAUCUAUACCCACCUACUUCUUUAAACAUGGUUCUGGUAUCUUGUCUUCCUCUAGCUAUCUGUUUCACUACAUCUGCCAGGACCGGAUUAUAUACCUCUGCAUCACUGAUGAUGUAAGUAUGUAGGACAAAAAAUGUAUUUCUGUGCUCUUUGAAGGUGAUUGCUGGAAAUGCCCACUGGGGCCCAAAUACUGUAGAGUUGCUAUAUAUCUUCAUUAUGUAGAGCAAGGUCUAGACCAGCAGUGGCUAUCCUAUGGCCUUCCACAUGUUGUUGGACUACAACUCUUGGCAUCACUGACUCUUAGCCAUGGUAGCUGGGGCUGGUGGGAAAUGAAGUCCAUCAGCAUCUGGAAGGCCACAGGUUAGUCACCUGGAUUUUAUUUUACACACUGAAUAUGUGCAGCAACACCGCCCCCGCAGUGCAAUCCAGGCCUUGUAGUUAAGGUUUAAGAAGUGUGCAUACUUGGCUGCAUGAAAAAAUAUUGGCCCUUUUUCCACCAGCAGCUUCUUCCCCUCCAGCUCUCAUCUCUAUCUAGGUCUUUGCAGGCUUACUUGCUUGUGUCUUGUUUGCAUCGAAGACUCUAGUGUGGCUAGUGAGAGAAUUUGCUUUUGCUUUGUACCCUCAUCUUUCUGCUUUAAAUAGCUUUCUGGCAAUUUUUGCUGUGACAGUGUUCUGAGGUUAUUUUGUUUGGAGAACAAAAGUUAUUGUGGGCCCCAUCUUCCAGCAGUGCCCAACCAGGUGCCCCUGUGGUUUGUCCCCAGCACCUCCUGUUUAGAUAUACCUUGGUUUAUGAACUUAAUCCGUUCCAGAAGUCCCUUCUUAAACCAAAGCAUUCUUAAACCGAGGCGCACUUUCCCAUAGCAGCGGGAGACUCAAUUUACAAAUGGAACAUACUCAACAGGAAGCAAAACAUGUUCUGCUUCCAUGGCAAAGUUCACAAACCAAAACACCUACUUCCGAGUUUGCAGCGUUCUUAAUCCAAGUUGUUCAUAAACUAAGCUGUUCUUAAACCAAGGUACCACUGUACUGCCCAUGUACACUGAGUUUCCGUUUUGCAGUCACAGUUCAUAACUGUUAAUGCACCUAUCCUAAGUGCAUUUGUUGCUCUGAUGAAUUUUUUCUGCUUUUAGGACUUUGAGCGUUCCAGAGCUUUCACGUUCCUGAAUGAAAUCAAGAAGCGGUUUCAGACCACCUAUGGCUCCCGUGCACAAACAGCUCUGCCAUAUGCCAUGAACAGCGAGUUUUCCAGUGUUCUGGCUGCACAGCUGGUGAGGUUCAUUGAUGUCAGUCUGCUGGACACAGCAUUCAACUAUAGAGCACCUGAUGUUGGGGAAUAGGUCUGUGCUUGGCUAAUUAUCCUGUAGGUAGAUCAGGGCCUCCCCAGGCUUCUAAUACUAGUGAUACACUUCUUUUAUUUAAAAUUGGCAGUGAUUUUUUAUUCAACCUCAAAAGAAAGCUUCUUUGCAUGCAUUAUAGUAAAAGGGGGUAAACUCUGCUCUUAAAAGAACCUGCAUCGUUGUGUUUCUGAGGAAGAGUCUUGGAUUCUGCCUUUCCACCUCCAGAACUGAGGUGCUCAAGGUAGUUUAACAUAAUGAAUUAUUAAAAACAAUACAACAAUCUUUUAGAUCAAGAAUUACAGGCAAACCCAUAAAAAGUGAAAAAGCAGUAACUGACCUAAAGUUAACACUGAAAAGAACUGAGACGAAAACAAGGAGAAUCCUAUGCAGCAGACAAAUUGAAAGCAUGCAGCAAAAGAAGCCAUUCAAGGCGAUGGCAGAACUCUGAAGUAGGAACCUCAUGAAACUAUCUUGGAGCUCAUAUGGUUUCAUUGUUUGUGUAGUUAUUUAAGUGUGGUAGCUUAAACUAUUAAGGACAAUGACUGACUCAUUGAAUUGCACCUAUAAAUGAACAGGUAGAUAGCAUGAUUAGUACAGUUUGGGAAUAGCAUGCUCCCCAAACCUGACAACAGUCAGAACACUUGCAGAGCAUUUUGGACUAGUUGAUGAUCUUCAUGGGCAACCCCAUAGAGGGUAUGUUAACAUUAGAUCAGCCCAGCUGUAACAAAGGCAUGUGUGACUUUCACAAGCUCCAUGAUCUUCAGGGUUAGGCACAGCCGGCACAACAUUCAAAUCUGAGCAAAAGUAUUCUGGCUGCUGUCAUUGCUUGGACAUCAGGAGCACUCCCAACCUGAUAUUUCAGUGGAAAUCCAAUCCAAAACAGGCAGUCACCCUGUCAUUGGGUUGGUUGGACCUCAGAUGGAGAGCAUUUCUAUUUUGUCCUGAUUGCAGUAACUUGUGCAGCAAUGCUUUAAGCAGAUUCUUCUGUUGGCUGGUAUUCCGGACUUAUGGUGCUGGUCUGCCCUGAAACGUAGCUUAGGAAUUUUGGGGCUAAAUGCUGAGCAGAUAAAUCUCAGAUCAGCCAGUAGAGGGAAACCUUCUUUAAGUUACAGUACUGGGAAGCACAGAGAUGAAUUGUUCUGAGGGCUGAAGAAGCAGCUAAAGUGGAGCUGAGGGUCACCCUGCCCAGCUCUUAAUGCUGAGGAUAGUUAAAAGGAACUAUGAGAGGAUCCUGUUGGACUUUUCAGAUUGCUCUACAGAGACAUUACUUUCUCUUGCUUCAUCAAAUUAAGCAAGAACCAGAAAUUCGUUACAUCUGCUCUUCCUUUCAUGCAGAAGUACCACUCAGAGAACAAGGGCCCUGACCAAGUGGCAGAGACACAGGCCCAGGUGGACGAGCUGAAAGGGAUCAUGGUCCGCAACAUAGGUAUUGUAGCGCUCAUUGGCAUAAAGAUGGUGCAAGGUCCUGCAUGUGUACUGAAGAUGAGACGGCUUGGGUGUGAUGAGAGUCCCUUUCUUGCAGUAGCAUAGCUGUGCUUCUGCCUGGACCUUGCUUUGUUGUGGGAAAGAUCAAUAUGGGAAAGGAGGGAUGGCUCUCUGUGUUGGCUGUCACACUCUUGCACAGCUCUUGUACAGCUGGCUCACCUGGCAAAAAGGUUGCAUAGGACAAAAUACAAGCUGCUUGUUCUACUUGCAGUCUGCCAUCGCCCUGAACCUGGCAUGGAGCUGACCCUUAUGCUGCUAGCCCCUUUGCCUUGUGCUCUGCUGUUGCAGAUCUUGCUCUGAGGUAGGGUAAAACCCACCACAUACCUGCCCCAGAGAUCAAGAGUACAAUGCCCAUGCAGUCGGCCACUGUUUGCGGUCUUGAGGGUAAGCCGCCUGUUUAGCUAACAGCAGGAAAGGAGGUGUUUCCUCCCCAUUGGAUUCUCACUGUAGCCUUUCUUCAUCCCAGAUCUGGUGGCCCAAAGGGGAGAAAAGCUGGAGUUGCUGAUAGACAAAACUGAAAAUCUUGUGGAUUCGGUAAGUUCUGGAAUUGGCGGGGGAAUUGGUUGGGUUUUUAGGGUACGUAUAACACGCAUGCAAAAAAAGGCAGGAUUAAAAGGGAAGACUUCCCAGCUCUCAGGCUUUUGCUGUGUUUCCAUCUUAAGAAAAUGCUUUGAAAGAAGUAGCAUACAGAUGUGGGGCUGGGAGGUGAGCAAAUCGGGUGAUGCUUUUUCUCAGAGCAGCCACUCCUUAGAACAUACGUUGCAUGUUCUCAGGUCAAACAAGACCUUCUAACCUAGGUGUUCAGAACAAAAUUAGUUAAUGUUUGAUAGGAUGCUGUUUAACCUAGCAGAACUUUAGCUUGGCAGACCAAAACAGCAGAGUGGAGGUUGCCAGCUGCUGUCCUUGGAUAGCUAGACCCUUCAUAGUCCAAGUGUAAAUUAGAAAUGUGUGUUCGGAAAUAAAACUAAGAGAAGUGAAGAGUGGGUGCAUUUUGAGGAUUUCUCUAAAGCCCAGUCUAGAGAAGCUUCCAGACCAAUGACCCUCCUCAUGCCAGAAUUUAUCGUGGUGCUAGGCUGUUUUUUUGUCCUAUGUGAAAAGCAAGUUGAGGGUGAGAAAGCCAUUGCAUGGUGCACAGUAGGAAGAGAUUGAGAACAUUAUCUGUUCAGGGCAUAGGAAAUUAUCACAAGGAUCAGAAAAGAAGAACCAGACUAAUGAACAGGAUCAUAUUUUGCUGUAAUUUGUGAAUGGAUUAUAGAUUCCCAAGUGGAGUUCAAAUUCUCCAGUGUGCAAAACAGGGCCCAAUCAAUGGUUCUGACCCUGAGACCAGGUGCUUCUAAUGGUUGAGGCAUCUUUCUGGGGGGAGUGAUCCUUGCGGAAGGGUUGCUUAUUCUAGGGGAGAGUAAUGACAACUAGACCCGCUUAAAUGUUCAUUUGAGUGUAUUGGAAGCAAAUUAAAACUUGCCUAUUCUUAUAUGUUGAGGCUGAAUUGCAAAACCAAGUAAUAGCUGGGCAAGCUUUGCAGGGGAUGCAGUGUUCAAAACUCACAUUGUUAUAGGCACAUUUAGUGGCUGAAUUUCAUUAGCAUUAGCAGUUUGAGCUCUGGGUGUGGUACUGCACCUAAGAUUUCAGAUUAAAACUGCAGAGUGGAAGGAAAGGAGGAGCUUUUCUGUCUCCCCACUUCCAGCUACUCUCUGAAGACUGGAGAAGAGACCCUCUUGAGAAUAUUAGGGGGGUGGGCAGGGGAAGGACUAGACCAUGGGAACAAUGAACAUAAUAUUUUAGCUGUAUGUAGUUUAUUCAGUUUAGCUUUGUAUUCUUGUUAUAAAAAAGCAUGCCUAGACAUUCCGUUGUUGCACCCAUAACCUAGGAUUAAGGUGCCAUUUAGCUCCUAGCUUUCAUAUCUCAGUUUCUAACACUGGGGGGAUGGCUAGGGAGAAACUGGGAUGGACUUUCACAAAAGGCUAAGAUGGUGUUGGAUGUCUGAUAGCAUGCAUCUCGUCUGUGCUUUUCCCAUAGUCCGUCACUUUCAAAACAACCAGCAGAAACCUGGCUAGAGCGAUGUGCAUGAAGAACCUCAAGCUCACCAUCAUAAUCACCAUAGUAUCCAUUGUAAGCUGUUGUUCACAUCAGACAUUGGGGGGGGGGGGGCUUUACACUUGAGUCUAGAUGUAUUUCAGUGUAAAAUGAAAUAAACUGAUGUUUACCUCUGUCCUGCACUGCAAAGGUGAAUUCUUGGGGUAUUCUGUGUAGUCCUUUACAGUACCUUUCCCUCCUUGUGGCUGGUGCCCUUUAUCUCUCUCCUAUGCCCCCGUUCUUUCCAGGCCUUUUGGAAGGAACAUUAUAGCUAGGGUGAAUUAAGCAAUAGGUCUGUAUAAUUCUGAGUGCCUUUGGUACCCUUAAACUCCUGGAUUCCAGUAUUUUACUUUUUGUCCAGAAGAGACAAAUAGGCCUUUGAACAGCCACCCCCCAAGCAAGAGGGAAACUUAAGGCAACCUUGGUUGAAAUGUAGAGUAGCGCUCUUUACAACUAUUGGGCAGUGUGCAUAUUUUAUCAUGCACACUAAAGUGAUUGUAUCUUCUCCACAGGUCAUAAUUUACAUCAUUGUGUCAGCUGCUUGUGGUGGGCUCUCGUGGCCAAAUUGUGUCCACAAGUAG